UUCAUAAAUCUCUGCAAACCUCUGCUCUCUCUUCCUCAAUCUGUCUUGCUUUCGCUCUAUUUUUUUGCUGUUAUUUUUAUUGUCCUCUGUAAUAAAAAAAACUCAACUUGGGAAUCAGAAGAACAACGUUUUCACUCUUCACGGAUAAAUUCAGGGCAGGAGUUUCGAAGGCCAAGUUUGAUUCAAGCAUCAAUUUUGGAGAUAGAUUCGUUUUAACUUUGUCGUUGUGUGAAAUGGCUGAAGAGAACGAAGUGACAGAGACAUUCAAGGGUUUGGGUGUUUGUGAAGAACUUGUGGAGGUAUGUGAUAGCUUGGGUUGGGAAAACCCAUCGAAGAUCCAGGUUGAGGCCAUUCCUCAUGCACUUCAAGGGAAAGAUUUGAUUGGACUAGCCCCCACGGGUUCUGGUAAGACUGCAGCCUUUGCUCUCCCCAUUAUCCAGUCUAUUUUAGAGUCUCCAAAAGCAUCACAAGCAUUCAUUGCUUGCGUGCUCUCUCCAACGAGGGAACUUGCUAUUCAGAUUGCCGAACAGUUUGAAGCUUUGGGUUCUGGCUUUGGCUUAAAGUGUGCAGUGGUCGUUGGAGGGGUAGAUAUGAUGCAACAGGCAAUUGCACUUGCUAAAAGGCCGCAAGUUGUUGUGGGAACACCUGGCCGCCUUGUGGAUCAUCUUUCCAAUACAAAGGGUUUUAGCCUUCGGACGUUGAAAUACCUGGUAUUGGAUGAGGCUGAUAGGCUUCUGAAUGAGGAUUUUGAGAAAACAAUUGAUGAGAUCUUGAAGGCUAUUCCCCGAGAACGGAAUACCUUUUUAUUUUCGGCUACUAUGACCAAAAAGGUGCGGAAGCUCCAAAGAGCAUGUUUGAGAAACCCUGUGAAGAUAGAAAUAGCAUCUAAGUAUUCCACUGUUGAUACACUAAAGCAGCAAUUUCGCUUUAUUCCUUCAAAGUAUAAGGACUGCUAUCUUGUUUAUAUUCUUACAGAGAUGUCUGGAAGUACAUCCAUGGUUUUUACUCGUACAUGUGAGCAAACUCGGCUUCUGGCUUUGCUUCUUAGAAAUCUUGGAUUACGGGCCAUCCCUAUAAGUGGUCAAAUGAGCCAGGCGAAGCGACUUGGAGCAUUAAAUAAGUUCAAGGCUGGAGAAUGUAACAUUCUGAUCUGUACCGAUGUGGCAAGUAGGGGGCUUGAUAUUGCUUCUGUGGAUGUGGUUAUCAAUUUUGAUAUCCCCACCAAUUCCAAGGAUUAUAUUCAUCGUGUGGGUAGAACUGCUCGUGCUGGACGAUCUGGGGUUGCAAUCUCCUUAGUAAAUCAGUAUGAGUUGGAGUGGUAUCUUCAAAUAGAGAAGCUUAUUGGCAAAAAACUUCCAGAGUUUCCUGCUGAAGAAGAGGAAGUUCUGUUACUGCUAGAACGUGUGACAGAAGCCAAAAGAAUUUCGCAGAUGAAAAUAAAGGAGUCUGGAGGUGGCAAAAAGAGGAGAGGACGAGAUGAUGAUGAAGAAGUUGACAGAUUCUUAACUUCGAAGAAUGGGAAAUCAUUCAAGAAAUCAAAGAAACACUGAUGGUUGAGCCAAGGUCUUCCAUUUGCAAUUUUGGUAGAUUUCAAAUGGUCUUUUUUCAUUUUUGAUUGAUGAGUGAAGGAUU
This is a messenger RNA of Telopea speciosissima, 1632 nucleotides long. Its product is annotated as DEAD-box ATP-dependent RNA helicase 10. Gene Ontology annotation, molecular function: nucleic acid binding; ATP binding; RNA helicase activity. The record is from RefSeq and is a predicted model, not a curated record. NCBI's taxonomy places the organism in Eukaryota, Viridiplantae, Streptophyta, Magnoliopsida, Proteales, Proteaceae. The transcript is spliced from 14 exons. Bases 234 to 1550 code for a protein of 438 amino acids.